AUGACAGUAGAAGCCAUGGCAGAUCCCGUACCAUCACAAGCGGCUGUUCCUGCCGAUUCAGGCGUAUCUUCGUCUGAUAUGCUCUUCUUUUACCAAAGAUUACUUCCUUUUCGUCAAAUUUUUCAAUGGUUGAAUCAUUCACCAAAGCCUUCAAAAGACUUCACUAUGCGUGAGUUUGCAUACGAGUAUAGAACUGGCGCAUAUCAGCGUUACAACUCGUUCUCCAAUCUCGAAGAAUUCAAAAAGUCAGUGGUUCAAGCAAAUCCUACAAGAUUUGAAGUCGGUGCGGUUUAUUCUGUCAACCCCAAAGAGAGGAAACGGCUUCCCAAACAGGCUCUCAAGCCACUUGCAAAAGAGUUGGUAUUCGAUAUCGAUUUGACAGAUUACGACGAAAUUAGAACCUGCUGUUCGGGAACCGAUAUCUGUAAGAAAUGCUGGCGUUUUAUCCAGGUUGCAAUCAAGAUUCUCGAUGCCGCGUUACGAGAAGAUUUUGGGUUCAAUCGCUUAAUAUGGGUAUUUUCCGGAAGACGUGGUGCCCAUUGCUGGGUCAGUGAUGCCCGCGCACGUUGCCUUGAUGAGACAACUCGAAAAUCCAUUGUGGAAUACCUAGAUGUGUUGGGAUCUCGACUGAAUCGCCAAGGCAAGAAUCUGCUCAGCUUGAAGAGACCAUUCCAUCCGCAUGUUGAGCGCUCAUUCGACCUUCUCAAAAACGAGUUUGUCGAUAUCAUACUCAAGGAACAAGAUCCUUGGAACACAUCAUCAAGCGAGCCCUCCGACAAAAGUUGGGAACAAGUCGAAACUCUCCUUUCUUACGUGCCAGAGAAGCCUCUCCAGGAGGAACUUCGUCGCAAAUGGAAACUGCAGACAUCGGUUUCCACCUCCAUGUCAAAAUGGGAGGACAUAACCGUGAUUGCAAAAAAGAUACUCAAGCACCAAAACCAAGUUAACGCUCUCAAUGAAGCAAAGAAGGAUAUCAUUCUCUUCUACAUGUACCCACGUUUGGAUAUCGAGGUGUCCAAGCAACUAAUCCAUCUUCUUAAAUCUCCCUUCUGUGUCCACCCUAGCACUGGAAAUAUCUGUGUACCCUUCGAUCCUCAUCAUAACUUGUCGAAUAACGAAGAAGAUGACGACUAUGGUUUCAACCCUACAAAUGCGCCAAAUCUUAGGCAGCUUCAAAAUGAGAUUGAAGUCUGGGACGUAAGGAGAGUGAAUCGGGACUCUAGCCAACCAUUGGAAGACGGUGAAUCGGAAGCUGACAAAAGAAUAUCGGAAUAUGAGAAAACUAGCUUGAAACCCUACGUCGAGUAUUUCCAGAAAUUCGUCAACAAUCUUCUCAAAGAUGAAUUGAAGGAUUCCGGCAAAAGAGGUCGCGAUGAUGACACUUUGGAGUUUUGA
Molecule: messenger RNA, 1395 nt
Organism: Meyerozyma guilliermondii ATCC 6260
Lineage: Eukaryota; Fungi; Ascomycota; Pichiomycetes; Serinales; Debaryomycetaceae
Product: DNA primase subunit
Exons: 1
Coding region: 1-1395 (464 amino acids)
Biological process (GO): DNA replication, synthesis of primer
Cellular component (GO): alpha DNA polymerase:primase complex
Source: RefSeq, a predicted model, not a curated record